Messenger RNA from Cygnus olor (mute swan), 2369 nucleotides. RefSeq names its product lipoxygenase homology domain-containing protein 1-like. The record is from RefSeq and is a predicted model, not a curated record. The transcript is spliced from 4 exons. NCBI's taxonomy places the organism in Eukaryota, Metazoa, Chordata, Aves, Anseriformes, Anatidae. Gene Ontology annotation, molecular function: protein binding. The coding region runs from base 462 to 1031 and encodes 189 amino acids.
UCAUAAAGAUUGUAAUCAUGACAGCUGGUAAUAAAGGCUGCAAGUAUUUCCAGUCAAUAACAGCCAAUGCUUUCAAGAAACCGAGACUGUCCAUUUACAGAAGUAACUUGUGACUACAAAGCUUGAUCUUGCCAGACAGAUGGAAGUCACAGGCGAUGCUUAUCUACUGUGCUCUGAGCAGGACUCUGGUGAUCUCUCUUGGAAAACUGUAGGUUUGAAGUGUGACUGCUGUAGGGUCUGGUCAAGCUCCUGCAAACUUCACAGAAAUAUGGAGCCAUGUGAAAAUGUCAUUUUGACUGUGGUGUGGAUUUUUACUAUGUAUGGAGCCAGCCUAGAUUUUAAAAGGUCUAAUAGGUCCUAAUUCUUCAAAAAUAAUUUAUUUUUUGUAAACCAGAUGGCUUGACAAAAAUGAGGAUGAUGGUCAGAUUGUCCGAGAAUUAGUGCCUGCUGGGGAGUCACCAAUGCUAAAAAAUGUCAGUUAUCACAUCAGCGUGAAGACAGGAGAUAUCCCAGGUGCCAGCUCAGACUCCAAAGUUUUCAUCAAACUCUACGGUGAAAAAGCAGACACCAGCAAGGAGCCUCUGCUAGUCUCUGAUAAUGAUCUAGGCAAUUAUUUUGAACGUGGUCGAGUGGAUGAGUUUACUCUCGACACGAUGGAUAUUGGGAAGAUCAACCGAAUACUGAUUGGACAUGAUAACGUGGGUCUCCGGUCUGGCUGGUUCCUGGCCAGUGUCCAGAUCACGGUUCCAGUCCAGGGAAGGCAGUACAUGUUCCCCUGCAACCGAUGGCUUGACAAAGAUGAGGCUGAUGGCAGGGUGGAGGUGGAGGUCUACCCAAGUGAGAUUGUGCCCAUUGAGAAAUUGACAAACUACGAGGUGUCUGUAGUUACUGGAGAUGUGCGGGCUGCAGGCACCAAUGCCAAAGUCUUCAUGCAGAUUUACGGCGAGACUGGCAAAACCGAAUUGAUCAUCUUAGAAAACAGAUCGAACAACUUUGAGCGGGGAGCCACAGAUAUCUUCAAGGUAUGGUGAAGACAGUCUUUGCUGCUUUUGUGAGGGGAAAGAUAUGACAAGCCCAUACAGAAAUAUUGUAAGAAUAAUUGGCCCAAUCAUCAAAGUAAUUGACUUCAAAAAAAUUGCCAGGUCUGUUGGCAUCUGCUGACUUCUACAUCUUUUUGAGGAGCUCUGUAUUUCAUGGAGUGACUUUUAUAUUCUCAGGGACUGAUAGCAAAGGUGUCAUAGAAAAACAUAGCCCACUAGCUGCUUUUGUUUACCUUUCCUUUCAAAAGGAGAUACUUACGUUGGAUUUCAGAAGCUUGUAAAGUUAUAUUUUGUGCCUGACCAUGUCAUUGUCCCUUUUAUUUAUCCAGUCAGGAAAAAGGAAACAAAAUAUAAGAAAUUCCAGCUUUGCCUCUAAUCACACAUCAUUUAUGACAAGUACAAUUUUAUAAUUUUAUGACAAGUACUAUGCAGGCCCAAUCCAGCAUAGAUUUGCUGCUGUAAUUUCUGCAAGCAUAUGACUGCCCCAUGGUUUUUACUGCCUAUAACAUUAGUCCAACAUGCACAGUAUAGUCAUGGUGUGUAAGCUGCACAACAUGCUCCUCCAACUAUCAGCCAGCUUUUAAGUCUGUACAGCAGCGUCCAUAACUCCUUUUGAGGAAUGCUACAGUAAGCAGUGUGUGAGCCAGGACCCAGCUAAUCCAGCAAGAGAUCCUGGACUGACAAAGCUGAUCACCACAGUGUGGUUGGGCAUCUUCUGCUGAGUCAGGCCUGGCUAUGUUGGGCCACCAUCCUCUUCAGGCUUGCUUGCUCACUUGCUUGGUUUCUCUUUCCAAAGAAACUGAGAUUUGAGGCAAAGGAAUGGUCUUGGUUCUUGCCCUGAUGUGGGGUCAGAGUGGGACAAGAUGUGCUGUCAAGGCAUGUCAGAGCCACAUCCUUGUCUAGUGAUGUAACCUCAGGAGGCACCAAUAUCUGGACAGUGAAGAACAAAGUCCAGAUGGAAGCCGAAUGUAAGGCAUACCUGUUGUAAGUGUUAACAGCACGAGGAUUGGCAUCGAGGUGCCUUGAGGUCUCUGAUCCACCUCAGCACAAAGUUACACACCUACUUGCAAUCUAGUUGUGUACUCUGCCCUGAAACAUCAAGACUGGGAUAUCCCUCCCAUUGCCAGAGGUCAACAGGGUUGCCCUUCUCACGAGCUUUUCUAUGUUUUUGUAUUGUGUAUUUUGGAGUUCAGGUAAUCUCUUCCUGCCCCAGUUUGUUGCUUUUUAGAAUGGAGUUAAUGAUGUUUAUCAAUUUCUAUUGAGUUCUUUGGGACCAAAGAUGAUUAACACCUUAUAAACACUUGCCUAUUUAAAACUCUUUAUAAUUUU